Messenger RNA from Thunnus maccoyii (southern bluefin tuna), 1969 nucleotides. RefSeq names its product ELMO/CED-12 domain containing 1 (gene elmod1). NCBI's taxonomy places the organism in Eukaryota, Metazoa, Chordata, Actinopteri, Scombriformes, Scombridae. Gene Ontology annotation, molecular function: GTPase activator activity. The transcript is spliced from 11 exons. Bases 37 to 1041 code for a protein of 334 amino acids. The record is from RefSeq and is a predicted model, not a curated record.
AGCACUGAAGACACCUGAGGGGCGACAGCGGCCAAGAUGAAGCAUUUUUUGAGAGUGGUGACCCAGUUCUUCGUGUUCCUCUACUGUAAAUGUCUGUGGCGGGGCCUGAAGUUUGUUGUCAGGAAGUUUACGGGACGCUGCGAGCUGCAGCGAAUCUGCUACAACAACAAGCACGGAGCCCGCAGGACCCUCAAGAUAGAGUCGUCUCUGAGGUAUUCAAAGAAUGAGCUGCUGCAGUCUGCCCUCAGUGUCCAUCCUGAUAAAGUGGAGAAAACCAUUGACGACAUCAUAGCCUUGAAGAAGAUAAACCCUGACAUCAACCCACAGCUGAGCAUCUCUCUGCAGGCCAGCCUGCUGCAGAUUGUGGGCUACAGAAGCCUGGUGGCGGAGGUGGAGAAGCUGCGCAGGGAGCCUUAUGACUGUGAAAACCCUGAGCAUGAGGACAUGCUGAUGAAGCUAUGGAAGGAGCUGCGUCCCGACACGCCUCUCACUGGUCGCAUCUCUAAACAGUGGUGUGAGAUUGGUUUCCAAGGCAGCGAUCCCAAGACUGAUUUCAGAGGCAUGGGCCUGCUGGGCCUGCACAACCUGCUGUAUUUUGCGGAACACGACAAGGCUACUGCUCUGCAGAUGCUGCACGACUCCCUGCAACCAAAGCACAAGAGUACACACAGAAAUCAAAGUGAGGCAAACAAGCCUGAGUGGGAACAGAAGAACCUCGACAAAGCUAUUGGCUAUUCUUUUGCCAUUGUGGGCAUCAACAUCACAGACCUGGCCUACUCUCUGCUGGUGAGUGGAGCUCUGAAGACCCACCUGUACAACGUGGCCCCAGAGAUGCCCGGCCUGCUGCACUUCCAGCAGACCUUCUGUUACCUGAUGCAGGAAUUUCACCGUUUCUGGAUCGAGGAGGAUCCCAGCGACAUCAUGGAGUUCAACCGGGUCCGCUCCAAGUUCCACCGGAGGAUCCUGCGACAGCUGAAGAAUCCAGACAUGGCUCUGUGCCCCCACUUCUCCGCCUCCGACCUCCACCUGGUCAACCUCUAAACAUCCACCCCCAACCCCCCACCCUCACUGAGUCCUGAUAUCCCCUCAGAGAUCUCCCCUGGAUGUCUGGUAGGCCAACUAGAAAUCAGAAAUCAGAAAGCCCUUUACACUCACACAGAUGGUUCCUGAAACUGCAUCAUUCAUCUGGGGAGACUCUCCUCCCUCUCUGCUCUGCCCAUCUCGUCCCAGCUAACGUCAUGUCACGUCACUGCCAACAGCUCACUCAGUCACUACAUACACACAAACACACACACACACACACUGCCUCUACGCCCUCACUGCAGCGUCAGACCACCAGCAUCAGAGAUGACCAUAGCGAUUGUAGCUGUGCAUGAGGAGGCUGCACCACACCGUCACCAACUCAUUGUUAUCCGUUGCUUUAAUGAUUCAUGACGAUUGUAUCACAGCCGUUACACCUCAGUUAUGUACCCUUUUGCUUAUUCUAAAUACAAACCAAAAUUACUUUCUUAGCCAAAAAAAAACAAAUCCAUUUUAGAAAGCAUUAGCUGAUUAAGCUAUCAGACAUGAGGUUAAAUGUGUCAGCAACACUUUUGUAUUAAAAAUGAAGAGCUGUAAGGGAUCUAUCACGUCAAAGAGUAAAAGAAAUGUAGCUGGCGCUGCUUCAAUCAAAAGCUAUCAAACCAUUUAGAGCCAGUUCAUCUCUCAGCUCUGUCUGUAUUCGAUAGUUGCUCUAGAUUGUACUUUUCAUGUCUGCGUGACAUGAACACUCAAGACUUCUCCUUGCCAAAAUACUGAAUGUGGAGAGCUUCUACAAUCGCCACAGCAGUUUGUUUCUUGUGCUCAAAAGUUUUGUAAACCUGCAAAAUGAUGUUCAGAAAUAUUUAUAGCAUUACGGUGCAAAUGUCCCAAUUGAUAUUUUGCUGUUUUUUUUAAUUUCUACAUGUGUGUUUACAUUCAGAAAAAUAAU